This is a messenger RNA of Scylla paramamosain (green mud crab), 4157 nucleotides long. It is a transcript of the gene pav, whose product is annotated as kinesin-like protein KIF23. The record is from RefSeq and is a predicted model, not a curated record. Gene Ontology annotation, biological process: microtubule-based movement; mitotic spindle midzone assembly. Lineage: Eukaryota; Metazoa; Arthropoda; Malacostraca; Decapoda; Portunidae. The transcript is spliced from 17 exons. Bases 122 to 2707 code for a protein of 861 amino acids. Gene Ontology annotation, molecular function: microtubule motor activity; ATP hydrolysis activity; ATP binding. Gene Ontology annotation, cellular component: kinesin complex; nucleus; microtubule.
AUAAUAAUCCCUCCGGCCGGUCCAAACUCCAAACGCGAACGGCAAGAAGGAACGUUCAAGUUGCUGCCGCCCGCCAUUUAAAAACAGCCAGUGGAAGGGCUCACAUUAACCUCCUCUCACCAUGAAACCAGACCGCACUCCAAUGCAGCGCAGGCCCCGCCUCCCACCCAAACCACGUACAGUGGAAAGAAAAGUGGAGCAGGAUCCAGUGGAGGUGUUCUGCCGCAUCCGUCCUGCAGAAAUACCAGGGCAGGAGGAGUGUAUUGCAGAGGUGGAUAGUCGCACAGUGAAGCUUACACCACCAAACUCCUCCUUUGCAUAUCGCAAUGGCAGUGCCAAGGAACAGUUGUACAAAUUUGAGAGAGUUUUCGGUCCUAGUUCUUCCCAGAAGGAACUUUUCUCACGGGUUGCCAUGCCCCUCGUGUCAGACCUUGUCAAUGGAAGAAAUGGCCUCCUCUUUGCUUAUGGUGUUACUGGCUCGGGAAAGACUUACACCAUGCAGGGCACACCACAGGAUGGGGGCAUCAUCCGCCGCACACUGGAUGUACUGUUCAACUCAAUUCAGGACUACCAGGCAAGCCGCUUUACCUUCCGCCCCGAUGGAAUGAAUGGCUUUGACGCUCAAAGUGAGGUGGAGGCACAGAAUGACCGACGGAAGGCAGCAGCCACACCACGGCUGCGACCCAUGGCAGGUGGAAGAACCACUAGGGGGAGGAAGGAUCCCCCAGGCUCCCAAGACAGCUCUCAGCGUAUUCCUGACACUUCUCGCAUUAAUAGUGUGGAUGAAGAUAAUGUGUAUUCCGUAUUCAUCUCCUACAUUGAAAUAUACAACAACUACCUGUAUGACUUAUUAGAAGAGCUACCCGAAACUGGGCCCUCUAGGGGCCUACAGACAAAGAUCAUCCGUGAAGAUGCCCAACAUAACAUGUAUGUCCAUGCAUGCACUGAAGUGGAGGUGAAGAGUCCUGAGGAUGGCCUGGAGGUGCUGUACCGUGGCCUCAAGCGGAGGAAGAUUGCCUCAACACGUCUCAACUGCGAGUCAUCACGCUCACACUCCAUCUUCACUAUCAGGCUGUUACAGGCACCCCUUGAUGCACAGGGAGAGGAUGUGGUGACAGACAAGAGUGCCAUUGUAGUAUCACAACUAUCCCUGGUGGAUUUGGCUGGUUCAGAGCGGAAUUUGCGUACCAAGGCAGCUGGUGAUAGAAUCAAGGAGGCAGGUAAUAUCAACAACUCACUGAUGAACCUGCGCAUCUGUAUUGAGAUCUUGCGUGAGAAUCAGGAGACAGGUGGCAACAAGAAGGUACCUUACCGAGACUCAAAGCUUACCCACUACUUCAAAAACUUCUUUGAUGGAGAUGGCAAAGUGCGCAUGGUCGUGUGUGUCAAUCCCAGAUCUGAUGACUAUGAUGAGACACUGACAGUGAUGAAGUUUGCUGAGCUUGCAUCAGAGGUACAAAUCCAAAGGUCACAGCCAGCACGGCGUGACCUUGGGUUGCCACCGGGCCGACGCCGUGCCAACCAGCUGUUUAAGGAGGUGCGCAAGAAGCUGGAGGAUGAGGUGGAGGGUGCCGGUGUGGAGGCUCUGGAAGUUGACCUUGCUCCAAUCUACUCGCUGGCUCCUGAUUGGCCUGUGCUUACCUCCUCUACCCCUGGAGGAUUGGAGGAGGUGAUCAGUCGCCUCAAGGCUCACCUCAGGAAGAGAUUGCAGAGCAGGGAACGCCUGGAAAAGAAUUUCUGGGGGACUGUGGCAGCAAUGAGGUCAGGCAUUGCAGAAAUGGAAAAAGAAAACCUAGUCAUGAAAAAGGAGUUGACCAGCAUGCGGGCACUCUACUCAGAUGCGAUGGGACGAGUACGCAGCCUCGAGAAUCUCCUUCACAAUGCAGAAUCUGCCAAUGAGUCACUCCAGAGGAAGCUAGAGGACCAAGCUUUCUUGAGGGAUGAGUGUGAAGCAGUGAAAGAGGAGAGGGACAUGGCCAAGGUACAAAGCCAGAUUGAAAAACAGAGAAUGAAAGCAAAACUGAGGACAAAGUUGGAACAGGAAAAAAUGAAACUGAAAUCCACCCUUAACACUGAACUCCAUCAUCAAAAGUCCAAGAUCUACCAGAGUCAAGUGAAGGCCCUUAAGCAAGCCCUCUUUAGUGACAAGCAGACUGUUCCCACCGCCCCUCUUCAGCCUUCCACCACUUCCUCCUCUGACACUGACCUUACUGCCAUUCCUGACAAGACCCCCAUCAAGGCCUCCACUUCUGACCCAAAACUCAAUAUGACCCCAGCAUCUCACAGGACACCAGCAGUUGUGAACUUGCGACACAGGCGUUCUCGGUCACAAGGAUCUGAUGUAUGGAUUGACCAUCGGCCCACUCAGGAGGUCCCCACAGGAACAGUCCUGCAGCCCAACCUCCAUCGUCGCAAAUCAGUCACCAAGUUGAAGUCUGGUGACUUUACUGACCCUCGCACCACAAACUACUGCUUGACAACUCAGGAACAGGACUCACAAGGAGAACUGGAGACGAAACUGUUCAAGGGUGAAGUCUUACCUACAGCUGGUGGUGGAGCACAAGUAGUUCUCAGAGAUGUUGAAAUUCUACACCAGUGUGAUCCUCUUCACCAUCAAUCCACCCCAAACCGCAAGCGUUCCUCCACUGAAGGGACUCCAUUGCAAGACAGAGGUGUUUGGGGCUCACAAAAGAGACCAAGGGUGUAAAAAAGUAUAUGGAAGUAUAUUUGGGGGAUGAACGUAUGUAUUCUGAUGUAUGAGUACUCGUAUAUUGCUUUUAGUUUGAGUGUGUAUUGUCUUUAUAUUCUUCUAACACUAUACCCAACUUAACAUUAUCAUUUAACAUUAUUAUUCACUCAUACAGAGUACAUACAGAAUUUUUUGGCAAGCACAAACUUACAAAGAUCCAUUUUGAGUAAGGUGGGAAAUUAGAAGUGUAUAAUAAGUUAUCACUGAGGGUCUGCUUGUCAAAAUUUUUAUCAUUUACCAUUAUUUUUUACUUUAUAAUGAUUUUAUAUAUGCACCUAUAUGUUUUUAGUAAAAGCUUGAGGGAAUUCCUUUUAAUGAUCUGUAAACUAACUACAUUCAGCUGGCACCUAUGGGAUUUUUGCUUGGUAAAUAAAUAUCUUGUUUGGCAGUUUAUUUAAAUAUGAUUAGAUAAGUUACUUUAAAUAAUCAAACUCACCCAUUACUAUCAAAUAUGUCAUGUGUUUUAUCUACUGAUGAAGUAAGGACUAUUUUGUCCUGAUUUUUGGCACCUGUUUUGGUGCCACAUUUGGCAAGAGAAGAAAGCUACCCAGGAUCAAUUUUACAGUUAAAAAUUUUCAUAUUGAGUAUUUACAAAAUGAAGACAAUUCAUCAUUAUUUGCACUUCAUUGUUGGAGACUUAACUAAUCCCUGAUGACUUACUCAGUGUCAUCCUCUCUUGCCAAAGCAGUUACCUACACUUUCUCAUCAAAAUGUACUUGACCUAGGGGCAAAAAAGUUGCCUAUUUUUUGUGGUCAGCAACUCAAAUUUCUGUUACAUUCAGCCUCUUGUAACUACACACACUUAGCCAAUCAGUUUUCUGGUUGAUGGCAGUCCUAUUCUGGAACAGCAAUCAGAUAGGCUGUAGCAUUCAGCAUGCCUUGGCCCUCCUAUCAAGGCACUUAAUUGAAUCUUUUGCUCGAGGAAUAACCAGUAAUCACAAGGAGUCAUUUGUUAAGAGUAUAAAUACUGAUGAACCUGUUCGAGAUAUUUGGUGAUUGACAAGAAUUCAUGGAUCAGGCUGUGAAACUGGACCUGUAGGAAUUGGCAAACUGUCUUUUGCUGGAACUCAGUCUUUGCACAUGAUCAGGAUUUUGUCAAACAUUGAAUUCUUUGGAUUCACAAGGCUCCUUACUUUUCUAAACAUGGCCUCUUAAGAGCUGGCUGUUCUUUAUGGUGAAGAUGCUGAAGAGGAUCUCUGGCUUAGCCAAGAAGGCAUAACAGAAUCCAACAUAGCCAUUCUAGAACAGUUUCCAUUGAUGGAAAGACUAAUAGGCUAAGUAUGUAGAGUACAUGGGGGGACAUUUAGAAGGAAAUUAACACCCAUACCCAUAGGAUGCUUGGAUAAUAGCUACUUGGGAGUUUCCUGUAUUGCCUAGGCAUAUAUGAAAUAAAUAUUCAAUAUUAAUA